Molecule: messenger RNA, 435 nt
Organism: Rotaria sordida
Lineage: Eukaryota; Metazoa; Rotifera; Eurotatoria; Philodinida; Philodinidae
Source: the annotation of a GenBank genome assembly
AUGCGUUGGUUACUCGUAAGUCAUGAUGAAAAUUCCAUCUCGAAACAAUGUGGAGAUAUAUUAGAACUAGCUGGACAAAUAGUUCUCUACAAUUAUCAUCAUGGUAAAUCAUCAAUAGAAGAAAUAAAAGAUAUAAUUAAUAAUGAUAAACCUGAUCGAAUUAUUGUUAUAAUAAAUGAAAAAAUUUCUUCAAAACUUAUUAAUACAAUCAAUGAUCAUCUUUUAAUUCCUCUCUAUGUAGCACAAACUACAAUGAAUUCUUAUUCACCUAUACCUAUACUUUUAUUAACAUGUACAACAAAUGAUAAUAAUUUAAAUAUAAUUCAAAAUGCAACUGAUCAAUUAGUUAAUAUUUAUCCAAAUAUCGUCAAUGCAAAACUUCUGACACCAAUUAGUGAUGAAGAUUUAAAUGAAAAUUAUUUUGAAUCAUUAUGG